Messenger RNA from Bombyx mandarina (wild silkworm), 2681 nucleotides. It is a transcript of the gene dbo, whose product is annotated as Kelch-like protein diablo. The record is from RefSeq and is a predicted model, not a curated record. Lineage: Eukaryota; Metazoa; Arthropoda; Insecta; Lepidoptera; Bombycidae. Gene Ontology annotation, molecular function: protein binding.
UUUACAAAAGUGUUAUGUCUGAUUAAACCUUCCCUAGUUUAUAAACAUUUGAAACAUUAAAUCGUGAUAUCCAUGUUCUGUUAAACGGUUAACAUUCCACAUUGUGACUUGUUGUAAAUAUUUCGUUUUCCUUUGGGGACGUUUGUUCGUGGGGUGGAACAAAAUCGUCAAAGAUUGACUCCGUGUGGGGUUGGGCUUCGCCCCCGCUGCGUUUGCAGCUGGGUAACGCACGCGGCCACAAAAGAUAUUCUGUUUUAACCCAGGAUGGGUGAGGGCGGAUCCCCAGGUGGCGCGCGGCUGUCCCACACCUCGGAGAAACAUCCGCGCGCCAUACUCGGCGAACUCUCCGCACUGCGACGUCAUCGUGAGCUAUGCGAUGUCGUGCUCAACGUUGCUAACAGGAAACUCUUUGCUCACAGAGUAAUCCUAUCAGCAUGCAGCCCGUACUUCCGAGCGAUGUUCACUGGGGAACUGGCCGAGUCUCGCGCCACCGAAGUCACGAUCCGGGACGUGGACGAGCAGGCCAUGGAGCAGCUCGUGGAGUUCUGCUACACCGCGCACAUCGUCGUCGAGGAGAGUAACGUGCAGGCCCUGCUCCCGGCUGCGUGCCUGCUGCAGCUGCAAGAGAUCCAGGACGUGUGCUGCGAGUUCCUCAAGCGUCAGCUGGACUGCUCCAACUGCCUCGGCAUCAGAGCCUUCGCCGACACCCACUCGUGUCGGGAACUGCUCCGGAUCGCCGAUAAAUUCACACAACAGAACUUCCCAGAGGUGAUGGAGAGUGAAGAGUUCCUACUGCUGCCCGCCUCGCAGCUGAUCGACAUCGUGUCCUCGGACGAGCUGAACGUUCGCUCGGAGGAGCAGACCUUCCAGGCCGUCAUGUCCUGGGUCAAGUACAACGUGGCCGAGCGGCGGCAGCACCUGGCGCAGGUGCUCCAACAUGUCCGACUGCCGCUGCUGAGUCCCAAGUUCCUGGUGGGCACAGUCUCCUCGGAGCUGCUGAUCCGCUCCGACGACGCCUGCCGCGACCUGCUGGACGAGGCCAAGAACUACCUGCUGCUCCCGCAGGAGCGUCCGCUCAUGCAGGGACCUAGGACCCGGCCCAGGAAGCCUACCAGGCGAGGCGAGGUGCUGUUCGCGGUGGGCGGCUGGUGCUCCGGGGACGCCAUCGCGUCGGUGGAGCGGUUCGACCCGCAGAGCGGCGAGUGGAAGAUGGUGGCGCCCAUGUCCAAGCGGCGCUGCGGCGUGGGCGUGGCCGUGCUGCACGACCUGCUGUACGCAGUGGGCGGCCACGACGGACAGAGCUACCUCAACAGCAUCGAGCGGUACGACCCGCAGACCAACCAGUGGUGCGGCGCCGUCGCGCCCACGUCGUCGUGCCGCACGUCCGUGGGCGUGGCCGUGCUGGAGGGCGCGCUGUACGCCGUGGGCGGGCAGGACGGCGUCCAGUGCCUCAACCACGUCGAACGGUACGACCCCAAGGAGAACCGCUGGACCAAGGUCGCGCCCAUGACCACGCGGCGUCUGGGCGUCGCCGUGGCAGUGCUGGGUGGACAUCUGUACGCCGUGGGCGGCUCCGACGGGCAGGCGCCGCUCAACACCGUGGAGCGGUACGACCCGCGGCACAACAAGUGGACGCCCGUGGCCCCCAUGUCCACCAGGAGGAAGCACCUGGGCUGCGCCGUGUUCGACGGGCAGAUCUACGCCGUGGGGGGCCGGGACGACUGCACCGAGCUGUCCUCCGCCGAACGAUACGAGCCCAGCACGGACUCGUGGGCGCCCGUGGUGGCCAUGACGUCGCGCCGGUCGGGCGUGGGGCUCGCCGUGGUCAACUCGCAGCUCUACGCCGUCGGGGGCUUCGACGGGACCGCCUACCUCAAGUCCAUCGAGGUGUUCGACCCGGAAUCGAACCAGUGGCGGCUGUGCGGCGCCAUGAACUACCGGCGGCUCGGCGGCGGCGUCGGCGUCAUGCGCUCGCCGCACCACGACACGCACUACAUCUGGAACCGAAAAGAUUCAGUGGUGUAACCUGCCCCCGGCCCCGUGGCGCGCGGCUGCGGGGGACGAGCUUCGAACGAAACUUACUUUGAACUUUGAUCGGUCAACAAUACAGCGUCUGGUUUUCAAAUAUUUCGGUGUUCGACGAGUCUACUGCGGUUUAUUUAUUCAAUACUGGUGCGCUACGUAGGCCGCGCUACGUUGACUGCGCUACGCAUAUCCGGCUACGUCGCGUGUGCUACGCCAUCGCGCUACGUCGCAGCGCUACGUCGGGCGCGGCACUAGGUCGCAGAGAAAAGACAGCUCAAGGCUCGGAUAGAGAUAAUUGGCUUAUUUUUACUUAUAUAUUAUGUAAUUUAUAAGCAGUACAAUUGCAGCAGUUGGGAAAAAGUAACGGAAGUGUUUGAUUGAACUCGAGGUGUGUGUGUGUGUGCGUGUGUGUCGCGACGGUAGCCCUGUUUAUUUGAAAAUCACUUGUUCGUAUCGCGAGUCUGAUAGUCGUGUGCGACCUUUUGGUUCUGACGGGACGAAUUGUUUUAGUUAUAAAAUGGAGCAUCCUGUAUGUGAAACGUCACUCAUAACUGUUAUUAGUAUUAUUAUUAAAUUUUAUUGUUAAAAAUAAAGCAUGUAUAAUUAAUUGACUAUUUAUAAAUAAAUGAAAUGAAAAGGAAACACAUUUUAAAUAG